Astyanax mexicanus (Mexican tetra) is the source of this 4629-nucleotide messenger RNA. RefSeq names its product solute carrier family 26 member 11 (gene slc26a11). Gene Ontology annotation, cellular component: membrane. The transcript is spliced from 18 exons. Gene Ontology annotation, molecular function: secondary active sulfate transmembrane transporter activity. The coding region runs from base 421 to 2184 and encodes 587 amino acids. Lineage: Eukaryota; Metazoa; Chordata; Actinopteri; Characiformes; Acestrorhamphidae. Gene Ontology annotation, biological process: transmembrane transport. The record is from RefSeq and is a predicted model, not a curated record.
GUAUGACGUCGGCUCUCUCGGCUGACUAGCGGAGGAAACCGCAGGCGGAGGUUUUGACGUGAUUAUGCGGUUAUUUGUAUUGAAUAUCGGUUUAUUGGAUUUACAUAAGAAACAGCUCAAUUGGAAUCGAUUUGAAUGUGUUUUCGGCGCUGAUGUUACGCAGCAGCAGCUUGAGAGUUCAGUGGGGCCUGAAGAAGGAGAACAUAGAGGGCAUGUGGAGCCUGGAGAGUUCAGCUGAGUGCUGCAGAAACAAGAGCUCCACCCUGUUCUGAAAGCACAUCCUGGAAUACCGAUGUUGAAUCAACACACUUGCAUCACCUCACAUUAAGCCAGAGGCAUCAAAACCUGGAGCCUCGGCCUGGAAGAACCUGAAAAGCUGCUUCGUCUACUGAAGUAGGGAAUCAGGAUUCAGGUUUCAGGAUGAUGGAGCCGUUGAGUACUGACCCGGCGGUGGAGCAUCGCUCUCUGAGAGACCGGCUGCUGCCCCGGUGUUCAGCCGGAACCGUCCGCAGCUGCUUCCCCCUCCUCGCCUGGCUGCCCAGGUACAACCUGGCCUGGUUUAAGAUGGACCUGCUGGCUGGACUGACUGUGGGUCUGACCGUCGUGCCUCAGGGUUUGGCCUACGCAGAGGUAGCUGGCUUGCCUGUGCAGUACGGUCUGUAUUCAGCUUUUAUGGGCUGCUUUGUUUACUGUGUCUUCGGCACGUCGAAGGACAUCACUCUGGGUCCGACGGCCAUCAUGUCCCUUCUGUGCUCCUUCUACAUCGCGGGAGACCCCGUGUACGCCGUGCUGCUCACACUGCUCUGCGGGAUCAUCCAGACCGUCAUGGCCCUGCUGAGACUGGGUUUCCUGCUGGAUUUUGUCUCCUACCCCGUCAUAAAGGGCUUCACCUGCGCAGCAGCCGUUACUAUUGGCUUCGGACAGGUCAAGAAUAUUCUGGGUCUGAAAGGAAUCCCGCAGCAGUUUAUUCUGCAGGUCUACUACACCUUUUACAGGAUACCUGAGGCCAGGGCAGGAGAUGUGAUUUUGGGUUUGCUGUGUCUGAUUUUUCUGGUGAUGAUGACGAUGAUGAAGAGCACUCUGGGUUCUAUUGAAGAGAACCCGUCUCUCCUGGUGCGCGUCUCCAGAGGCAUCGUGUGGAGCUUCGCCACCGUUAGGAACGCUCUGGUUGUGAUCGCGGCGGCGUGUGUUGCGUAUUCCUCUGAACUCGCCGGGAGCCAUUUCUUCACCCUGACCGGAAAAACAGCCCAAGGCCUGCCCCCCCUCUCCCCUCCUGCCUUCUCAGAGACCACCCAGAACGGCACAACCAUCUCCUUCAGCGAGAUCAUACUGGAUUUGGGAGGGGGUCUCGCUGUUAUACCGCUGAUGGGAGUCCUAGAGAGCAUCGCUAUUGCUAAAGCGUUCGGCAGUCAGAAUAAUUACCGCAUUAACGCCAACCAGGAAUUAUUUGCAAUAGGACUCACCAAUAUCUUGGGCUCGUUUGUCUCGGCGUAUCCCAUCACUGGCAGCUUCGGGAGGACGGCUGUAAACUCUCAGACCGGAGUGUGCACACCUGCAGGAGGGAUAUUCACAGGUGUGGUCGUGUUGUUGUCGCUGGCGUUCCUCAUGCCUCUCUUCUGCUACAUUCCUAAAGCAUCGCUGGCCGCCGUCAUCAUCUGCGCUGUUGCCCCAAUGAUCGACUACAAGGUUCUGCCCCAGAUCUGGAGGGUCAGGAAACUCGACCUGCUGCCCUUCUUAGUCACCUUCCUGGUCAGUUUCUGGGAGGUGCAGUAUGGAAUUGUGGGAGGUGUGAUCGUAUCUGGAAUGAUGCUGCUGUAUCUGGUCGCCAGGCCGGAGCUAAAGAUAUCUGAUCAUGGGGUGAUUGUGAUGGAGUUGGCAAGCGGAUUGAAUUUUCCCGCCAUAGAGCAUCUUUGUGGCGUCCUGCGUAAACAUGCACUACAUGUAUCUCCUGCUCGCUGUGUGGUGCUGGACUGUCAUCAUGUCAGCAGUAUUGAUUACACUGUAGUAACUGAACUGAAGGAUCUGCUGAAGCAGUUUAAGCUGCACAGUGUCUCUCUGGUCUUCACUGGAUUAAAGCCCUCUGUAUUGGAGGUGUUAUUAGCAGCUGAUCUGCCAGAUUUUACACACAGAGACAGUGUGGAGGCCGGCCUGCAGACCGCGUCCAGUAACCCCCACAGAGACUGAGACCCAUCAGAACAUCACCAACUCAACACAGAGAGGCUCUGAAUAAUCCAACAUCAGAACAGCUUCAGAACCGGAGCCCUGACCCAGAACCUUCAGGCUUCUCACUGACUCAUCAGCUGAUUACCUCGAGCAGCUGAUCUGAGACCUGGGUGAGACGUGACGUUCCUGCAGACGCGUGUUGGAGAAAUGUAGAUCGUUUUAAAGCUGCUGAAACUGUUAAAAACUGACUUUUUAUGGGAGCAAAUACUUUUUUAUAUCAGACACAUUAAUUCAUUAAUGCAUUAAUUCAGAAAUACACUAAAAACAUACACUGCUGUUCCGUCAUGUGUAUCUCUAUAAUUUAUUUUAUAUCAUUUUCACUUUCAAUUGUUUUUAAUCUGACAGUUGCUUUUUACAUAAUUGAUAAUCAAGGAAUAAUGAAUGGACCAAUAGAAAUCCUCCAAAAUCAUUAUAUUGAUUUACAUUGAAAGUUUAAAAAAAAAAAAAAGUUUUUUUUUUCUUUUCCUGUUCCUGUGAAGCUCACUUUUUUAUUUUUUAUUUAUUUUUAUUUUUAUUUUUUUGCAUGAUUGCAAUUUUACCUACAGUUUAUAUACAAAUUAUAGUAUAGGGGUUUUCAAUAGCUGGACUCUCGUCUGGGUCCGACCCCAGAAAUUUGUAUUGCAAACCGAGCAUAAAAUAUCAAACAGAAAAAAACACUUAAUACAUCCAAUCACAGAGAAAGUACAUGGUGGACUAGCAAAUCAUAUGUAGGCUACCUUAGAUUGCAGCCUUGGGGCCCAUGCAAUGAUUAGGGCCCACUGAUUGGCCAUGUUUUUUUUUUUUAAUAUGAACCCCAUUGGUCCAUUUUAAUGAUAAACACUUUGUGACCUUAAGAUUGGUUGGUUUGUGAAGGUUCUUUGCUGUUGGCAUGUUCCCAAGUUGAUGAAGAUGUGGAAUAUGGAGCUACACUAGCAUGUAUUUCCUCUAUUAAAGCUCAGUUAAGCUCAGCCACUCAGUAAAUCAUGAUGUUACCUAUAAAACCAUCCGCUACUUUCAUCCACAAUUCCUUUUCCUCCAAACUGACGACACUCUCUCUCUCUCUUUCUCUAUCUCUCACUCUCUCUCCUUCGCUCUCACUCUCUCUCUCACUCUCUCUCUUUCCAGGUUGUUAAAGGUGUGGAAUAUGGAGCUACACCAGAAUUUAUUUCCCUUUAUUAAAGCUCUCAGUUAAACUCAGUUACUCAGCACAUAUAGAAUAGAAUAAUCAUGAUGUAAUUAUGAUUAAUGUCAGAAUGUUGUCUUGAUUAAUACAAUCAUUUUUAAAGUGUAGCCGAGGAACAUCAAUCACCUUAAUCAACCACUGGAUACAUCAUCUAUCAGUCAAACAAUAUUUUAUGUCUUUCUUUGGUUACACAACACCAACUGCUGUUAUAAUCUCUUCGUUUUUAUUGUUUUACAUGUUUGAUAUGUAUGUUCUGAAUGUCUGUUUUGCAGUUUUAUAUCUAUACACUAAUCAACACAAUCCUCCAAUGUUCUUGCUUUUUACCUCUGAGCAUUCUGAACACUCACACUACUAACAGAUGUUCAUAUUGUGUGCCUUACACUGACCAAGAUCACUAGAGCUUUAGGGUAAAUUCACACUAGGCAAUCCGUUGACUAGUAAUCGCUCUGAACCGUGCCCGGGCACAGUACUCUAAUUUCUAAGUAAGUUAAAGUGGAUUAUCUACACUUUAUUGAAGAAGAUGCACUCCCAAGAGGGGGUGCUUUUCAUGGCGGGGGUGCUGAAUUUAACACAACACAAGGAAGCCCACUGAGCAGUUAGUAAUAAAGUAAGGGUACUCCGGCACGGAUUGUUUAAACGCAGUAUGAGUGCGGGGGAGUGGGGAGGGGGAUUUGGGACUCAACCAAACUGUGCCUAGUGUGAGCACACCCUUAAAACACUGCGCAUAAACACUUUUGUAAAAUCAGUAAUGUUGAUUUUAUAAUAAUAGUUGAUGAAAUUCUGUUCAAACAAAAAACUGGUGAGAUAUUUAUGAACAUUUGAUUACUGAUUGAGACUGAUGUUUAAUUUUAUUUUUGUAUAAAAUUUGCUAAAAUUAAUUUAAUGCUUAAAAAAAAGUUUUUUCUAAAAUGUUUUAAGAAGUGUCUUUUUGUAACAGUUCUGAAUGUGUUGUUGAUUUUUGUACUGAAAAUUCUCUUUCUAUAUAUUGUUUAUUAAAUGAAGUUGACAUAUUGAACAAAAAUAUGCACAUGCAUUAGAUCUGUACAUGUAUGUUGUAUGUAGAAAGUGUUUCAUUUGUUCAACAAAACAUGGAAAUUCGUUGUUGGUGUGUAAAUACAUUUAUUUAUAUCUUCAUUGAUGAAACUGAUUGAUUGAUUUAUUGGAUGAACUGAACAAACAUUCCUUUUGUCUUUACAAUAAAAUCAGCACUUACUGCAACAAAUAAACUGCACAUUUUUAACUGA